CGCGGCGCCGGUCUUCCGUGAUGCUGAAUGGACUAUAAACGAGGGGGAAAGCUGGGCUGUAAUAGGGACAGGUUCGAGGCAAAAGAUGGCCCUUUUUGCAGACACACCUAGGUCACCUACGCAUAACUCCUCCUCCGCCUCUACCUGAAGGACUAUUUCCUUUCCUUUCAGACCCUCCACGCGACCCACACAACUGCGUAGCUUUUGUAUCAUUCGUGCAUCGGUCCCGUGCAGCAGGUGGUGCCUUCUACGACUAAACUUUUCGAUACGGCGCAGUUAGAGAAGAAGACCAUAUCACCCUCCGGGAAAGUAUGUUUGGAGAGUACGACUUUCUAAACAUUCAGCCAAAAGGUGGAAAGGUGAAAACGCCCGUUGAAAUUGCACAGGACGAAGUAAAGAAGGGCAUAUUCGAGGACCUGACUUCGAGACUGGGUCUUUCAUCCCUCUUGGAUUUACCUUUGGUCGCUUUAUCGAAUGGCCAGACGCAUCGAGCACGCAUUGUGAAGGCUAUUUUGUCUGAACCGGAACUCCUCGUACUCGACGAACCUUUGACCGGCCUUGACGUCAAUACACGCCCAAUCUUAUUGAAUGUCUUUCGGUCACUACAUGAUUCUCACAUUCCACGCAUCCUCAUGGGUCUCAGGAUGCAGGACCCUGUUCCCGACUGGAUUUCGCACAUCGCUCUAGUGACGGGCGAAACUAUCCUGACAGGCGUCAAAGAUGAAAUCAUGUCCAAGUACGCGGAUUAUUACGCAAAGGAGGCUGAGCAUAGAAUGGCAAGCACCACUCAGUCAUAUCUGCAGUCUGGCCUUGAUCAUGGAAAGCCAGUAGUCGACACGAAGAACGUGAAAGUAUCAUACGGCUUUGAGCUAUUAGGACUUAUUCCGUUCCUGUCUGACCUUGCACAAGUUUUGUUGAGCUCAAGCCUUCAAGAAACUUUUUCGGAACAUGAUAUCCGCUAUGAUCAUCAGGGCCAACUUUCUACCUGUCUUGAUACGGGACUAUGGUGCACUGAAAUGGCACAGAAACUCGGAACCCUUCAGGUGAACUCCUUCAGGGGGAUUCUUAGAGUCGCCGGUAGCACGCAGAUUCAGAACCGUAUUCCUACCCCUCCUCCUGGAGACUAUGAACUUCGCUAACUCACAGUCGUUCACCCUCAGGCUUAUUAAUACGUCCUUGAUCGCCACUGCAACAUGGAGGUGCCCAAGGAUAAACAAGACUUUGCGCGUUGGGUGGCAUGCUGCGUCGACGCAAAGCACUUUUACGCGUUUUUCUACGAGCCCAGU
Molecule: messenger RNA, 1286 nt
Organism: Suillus bovinus
Lineage: Eukaryota; Fungi; Basidiomycota; Agaricomycetes; Boletales; Suillaceae
Exons: 5
Coding region: 312-1139 (275 amino acids)
Cellular component (GO): mitochondrion
Molecular function (GO): ATP binding; ATP hydrolysis activity
Source: RefSeq, a predicted model, not a curated record